GUCACCCACUAAGCUUGAUUUCGGUUAGCCCUUUAUAAAAUUGGUUUGCAUGAUGAACUAGUUAUUGAUGAUGCUAUCUGAUUAUAGCAACGGGAACGGACCCACCCCCACAGGAUUCUACUCUUGAUAACGUGACAUCACAUUCUCAACAAGUCACCUCAAGUAAAAGUCGUAACAAUGGGUUCUCAAAUUCCUACGUGACGGACGCUGACAUUUGGAAGAAAACGUUGGAAGCACACAAUGAACAUGAAAAGUUUCUGGAAAAAAUUGGACUUUCCACGACCACAACUUCCUUAAAAAAUGCUCGUUUCCUAAACUCUGGGAAACCCCCAAGUUUUGCUCUAAUUUCUACUGCAGGAUCAAGAAAUCGAUCUAAUUUGAAGACGCCAACAGUUUUUGCGACAAAAUCUGUCGUGGAUGGUUCCAAAGAUAAUAUUUCCGCUUCCUUGGACACAAGCAAACUUUUCCAAGAAUUUUAUGCCAGUACUAAAACCCGGACAUUUAACAAUCUCGCAGAAAACACGACGGCUCUUUGGCGCAGUGGUGUGGAUGGGUUUCAACAUCCAAUCGACAUCAGGAGAAACAUUGCCUUCCGUACAUUCCACUUGACCGGAGGCGAACCCCCCAAAACCCCACCCCACGUUGCAUCCGAAGAAUUAACCCCCAUCCGAUCUGGAACAACGCGAACAUUAUUUCACAACAAGAAACGAAAAAAAUUCAACUUCCGAGGCACCGAUGCCAUGUUUGCUUUUGACAACCCAUUCGAAACUAAGAAAGAAAUUCAUCCAACGACCGACUAUUCAAACGUCACUCCAAGAAUUGACACUGGUCUGAGUCAAAUACGUCAAGUGGGAAAAUUCACUUCGACCGGUCUCCCCGUUUUGGACGACACUCAUCACCCUCUCACAAUUGGGUCUCGUUUCAAACCCUUCAACUACGACAACUACCGAGCCAAACGGCAAAGCAGGAUAAACGACGUGACGAAUCGACUCUACAAUAACUUGGGCUCGAUCAAACACAUUCGCCACUUGUACAGUCCUGCGAGUCAGCAGCAUCACGGACUUAUGCAGAUGAUGCCGCCCGGAAUUGGGGGAAAAGAUCGUACUGAGAUUAAAGUACUUCCCCCAGCCGCGGCGACCGCGACGCCCAUUCCGUCCUCAAAUGUGGGCGUCAAGCCGGCGGUGGUGGCAGCGGCGUCGCCAUUUCGAGCACCAGGAGGAGGAGGAACUCAAUCAGAUCAUAGGCCUCACCACGCAUUUCAAGCAACGGUGACAUCUCGUUAUGCGCAAAAUAGAGGAAGUGGCUACGGUUCGAUGGGUCAGAAUAAAUUCGGUGCCCCUAACAGUACCGCCCCCACCACCAUCACGACUGGGAAGAAGUACAGACCGUCACAACUCCUACCGAUCCACAUUCCAGGACCUAAACAUGAAAAUAUAUAUAUUGGAACUUACACUGAAGAAGUGGAGAGAGAAAGUGGGAAAAAUACGAGGGAAUCAGGCGUGCCUAUGAAAUCCAGGAAACGGUAGAAUUGGUUAAUUAUAAA
This is a messenger RNA of Folsomia candida, 1543 nucleotides long. RefSeq lists its product as uncharacterized. Lineage: Eukaryota; Metazoa; Arthropoda; Collembola; Entomobryomorpha; Isotomidae. The transcript has 2 exons. The coding region runs from base 741 to 1526 and encodes 261 amino acids. The record is from RefSeq and is a predicted model, not a curated record.